This is a messenger RNA of Gracilinanus agilis (Agile Gracile Mouse Opossum), 10968 nucleotides long. Its product is annotated as mucin-12-like. The record is from RefSeq and is a predicted model, not a curated record. The transcript has 5 exons. The coding region runs from base 1 to 10968 and encodes 3655 amino acids. NCBI's taxonomy places the organism in Eukaryota, Metazoa, Chordata, Mammalia, Didelphimorphia, Didelphidae.
AUGCAAGGACCUGAUUUCUCUGAUACAAGUUCGUCUCAGCAAGUUACGCAAGUUCCCUCCAUGAUCCAUGCUGUUUCACUGAGCAAAUCUUCACAAGUCUCUGCUUCUUUGGAAUCAAAUUCGUCAACUGUUUGCCUAGCAGAAGUUCCCUCUUUCCCUGGUCCAUUUUCAUCAAGGGAAUCCAUGCAAGUUCCUGAUUUCUCUGACAUAAGUUUAACAAGAGUAAUCAUAAAAGUUCCCUCUAUCCAUAAUGUUUUUGCAAUGAACAAAUCUACUCAGGUUCCUUCUUUCUCUGACACAAGUUUAUCAACCACAUGUACAGAAGAUAUUUCAUCUUUCUCAAGUCCAAUUUCAUCAAGUGAAUCUAUACAAGUUCCUGAAAUAAAUUUACCAAGAGAAGUUCAACAAAUUCCCUCUAUCUAUUCUACUAAAGCUAUUUGCAAAUCCACACAAGUUCCUUCAUUUUCUAGCCAAAGUUCAUCCACAUCAUGCAUAGAAGAUACCCCGCCUCUCUUGGUUUUAUCCACAGAAUCCCUGCAAGUUCCUGAUUUUGCUAACAUAAGUUCAACAGAAAACAAACAAGUUUCCUAUACCUCUGUCACUAUUUCUACAAGAAAAUCUGCACAAGUCCCUCCUUUUUAUGGCACAAGUUCAUCAAGCACAGGCAUAGGAGAUAUUUCAUCGUUCAUCGUUACAGCUUCAUCAAAAGAGUCCAAACAAGUUCCUGACUCCUCUAACAAAAUUUCAACAAAACUUGUACAAGUUUCCUUGGCCUCUGAUGCUAUUUCAGUGAGCAAGCCUCCACAAGUUUAUUCUUCCUUGACACAAUAUACAUCAAACAAAUCUAUUCAAUAUUCCUCUCACUUUUGUCUCAUUUCUUUGAAUCAGACUACACAAGUUUCUUUUAGCACAGGCUCAACAAGUAAGUGUCUGGAAGUGCCCUCUCUGUCAGAACCAUCCAAAGAAUUGUCCACUUCGCCUAAAGCAGUUUCAUUGAGCCAACAUGGGAAAACCCCACCAAGAAAAUCCACAGAAAUACUUUCUCUUUCCACUACAAUUUCUUCAAAGGGAACUAAAAAAGGUCUUCCAUCACAUGGAUUGUGUUCUCUAGAAACAUUUGCAGAGAAUGAAUGUACCCGGUGUGCCAUGUCAAGUUCUCCAAGAGAAUUGAAACAAACUUCCUCUCCUAAAUUUAUGUCACCGAGUAAAGCUACACAAUAUCCUGUUUCCUCAGGCAAAGGGGCUUAUUUUGUAGAAAAUUCACAGAGUGACUCCUUAAAAGGCUCAGGUAUCUCUGAUUCAAAACCAUCGAGGGAAUAUUUGGACUGUUUCAAAUCAUUACAAAUGCCUCUUCUCUCCAUUUUACCGUCUUCAAAAGGAGCUGAAAAACAUCUUCCAUCAUUAGGCGCAAGUGCUCCAGGAGUAUGUACAGAGAAAGAAACUGUCCAGCAUGCUAAACGAAGAUCACAAACCAAAAUCAAAGUCACUUCCCCUCUGAAAAGUUCAUGUAGGGAAUCCAUACAAAGACCUGAUUUCUGUGAUUCGAAAGUACUUAAAGAAUCUUUGAUAUAUUCCAUUAUCUCUGGGCCAUGUUCAAUAAAGGAAUCCUUAGAAGCUACUUUUAUUUUCACUUCGGCUUCUUCAAAGGAAGAUGCAAAAGGUCUGCCUUCAUCUGGCUUGUGUUCUCCAAAAGAAUGUACAGAGAACGAGUAUGUUCCUUUUGCCACUUCAACUAUACAAUUUCCUUCUGACUCCGUCACAAGGUUUAUGUCUGUAGCAAGUUCAAGGAGAGAAUCAAUAAAAGGUCCAAAUUUUUGUGAAUCAAAACUGUCGCAAGAAUCAUUAGACUUUUCUAGUAUUUCUGAGUCAAGUUCAACUAAUUCAACUGUUUUAAAAGAGACUAUAGGUCUUACAUCAUAUGCCUUACAUUCUACAGAAGAAUGUACAGAGACAGAAAGAGUCCAGACUGCCUUCCAAAGUUCACAAACAGAAUCCAAGCAAGCUUCCCAUCCUUCUAGAAAAAUGUUACUGGACAAAACUACACAAUAUCCUUCUUUCUCAAGCACAACCACUUAUUCUAUGGAAAGCUUACAGAGAGAAGCCAUUCCAGUUCCAGAUGUCUCUGACUCAAAAUCAUUGCGAGAAUUUUUGGAUUUACCUGUUACCUCUAGGCUAAAUUUACCAGAAGAAUCUUCAGAAGCCUCUUCAGAAGGAGCUGAAGAAAGUUCUCCAUCAUCUGGUUUAUAUUCUUCAGAAGAAUAUGCAGGGACUGGGAGUACCCAUUCUAUCCUCCAAAUUUCACAAACAGAAUCCAAACAACAUUUCCCUCCUUCAAGAAGAAUGUCACUGAGCCAAUCUAUACAAAAAUCCUCUCUCUCAAUCAUAAUAGUUACUCCUGUGGAAAGCUUUCAGAAAGAGUUUAUUCAAGAUCUAGAUGCCUAUGCCUCAAAAUCAUCACAAGAACCUUUGAACAUUUCUGUUUCCUUAGAAACCAUAGAAAUUCCUCUUCCUUCAAGAAGAGUUCUAGAAAAUAUUCCAUCAUCUGACCUGAAGUCUGUAACAGAAAUUACAGAGAAAAAGAGUAACCAACCAGACAGUCUAUCUUUACCAAUGGAACCUAAACGAUUUUCCAUUCUUUCUGGCCUUAAGUCAUUGAGUAGAGCUUUAGCAUUUUCUUCUUGUUCUAGCAAAUCAAGGAAAGAGGGCAAACAGAAUUUAUGUGAUUCACAAUCAGUAUGGGAAUCUUUGGACUUUUCUAACAUUCCUGGACAAAGUUCAAAGAAAGGAACCUUGGAAAUUCCUGUUCCUUCAACUUCAACUUCUCCAAGAGGCAUUUUAGAAAAGCUUCAAUCAUCUAAUAAAUCUAAUAAAACAUCUAAUAAAAACAAAUCAUCUUCAUUAGAAAAUAAAGAGAAAGGGAGUAUCCAGUCUGACUCCUUAACUUCACCAAGAGCAUCUGACCUUAGCUUACUGCAUAGAGCUACAGCAUUUCCUUCUUCCUCUCUCCAGAAAGAAUUACUUCUUGACGGCUCAAAGAGAAACUCUACCAAACGUAAAAAUUUAUGUGAUUCAAAAUCAAUAUGGGAAUAUUUAGACUAUUCUGUCAUUUCUGAUACAAGUUCAACAGAAUCCUUAAAAAUGCCUCUUCUCUCAAUUUCAACUUCUUCAAAAGGAGCUCUGGGAGUUUUUCCAUCAUCUAGCUUAAUCUCUGCAGUAGAAAUUAUAGAGAAAAAGACUGUGAAGUCUGAAAUCCUAAUUUCACCAAGAGAAUGCAAACAAGUCCCUCCUCCUAGCUUUAUUUCACCAAGUAAUACUAUACAGUUUUUUUCUUCCCCAAGCAAAAUGGUUUUGUCUGUGGAAAGCUCACAGACAGAGUUCAUACAAGGCUCAGAUGUCUCUAUCUCAGAAUCACUGCAAGAACCUUUGGCUGCUUCUGUUAUCUCUAAAGCAUGUUCAACAAUAGAAUACUCAAAAGUUCCUGUACUUUUUACUUUAACUUCUCCAAAAGGUCUUCCAUCAUCUAGCUUGUUGUCUCCAACAGAAAUUACAGAGAAAAGGAGUAUCCAGUCUGAUAUCCCAGCUUUGCCAAGAGAAUCUGAACAAGUUUCCUUUUCUUCCAAUCUUAUAUUACCAAGCAAACCUAUGCAAUCUCCUUCUUCCUCAGUCACAAAUGUUUAUUUUGUGGAUAGUUCAUGGAUAGAGUCUAUACAAAAUCCAGAUGUCUCCGACUCAAAAUUAUUGCAAGAACCUUUGAACUCUUCCAUUAUCUCUGGGCCAAAUUCAACAAAAGAAAACUUAGAAGUUCCUAUUCUUUUGACUGAAACUUCUUCAAAAAGAGCUACAAAAGGUCUUCCAACAUCUGGCCUGAGGUCUCCAACAGAAAUUACAGAGAAAAAGAGUGUCCAGACUGAUAUCUCAGCUUUACCAAGUGAAACCAAACAUGUUUCCCUUCCUUCCGAUCUUCUGUUACCAGAUAAACCUAUACAAUUUCCUUCUUCAUCAGGCACAAAGGUUUAUUUUGUGGACAACUCAUGGUUAGUGUCUACACAAGAUUCUGAUGUUUCUGACUCAAAACCAUUGGAAGAAUCACCAGACUUUUAUAUUAUCUCAGGGUUCAAUUCAACAAAAGAAGAACUUCUUUCCAUUUCACCUUCUUCAAAAGGAGCUACAGAAGGUCUUCUAUCAUCUAGCUUGAGGUCUCCAAUAGAAAUCAUAGGGGAAGAGAGUGUCCAAAGUGACACUCCAAGUUCACCAAGAGAAUCCAAACAAGUUUCCCCUUCUUUCAGCAAACAAGUUGCUUCUUCUAACCUUAAGUCACUGAGUAAAGCUACACAAUUUCCUUCUUUUGAAAAUGCAUUUGUUUUGUCUAUGGCAAGUUUGCAAAGAGAGCCCAUACAUGAUCCGGAAUUUUCUGAAUCAAUUUCAUUGAGAGAAUCUUUGGAACCUCCUGUUUUUUCUGGGUCAAGUUCAGCAAAGCAGUCUUUAAAAGUCCCUCUCAUUUCCACUUCACUUUCUUCAAAAGGAACUCAAGAACAGUCGUCGUUUGGUUUAAGGUCAAUAGUAGAAAUGGGAGAGAAUGAGAAUGCCCAGUAUGCAACUCCAAGUUCAGCAAAGGAUUCCAAAAAAGCUUCCCUUUCUCCUAGCCUAAUGUCAUUGAGUAAAGAUAUACAAUUUCCUUCUUUCUCUGGCCCAACGUUUUUGAUUGUGCCAAGUUCACCAAGAGAGACAAAUCAAGCUCAAGAUUUCUCUGUCCCCAAUUCACUGCAAGACUCCUUUGACUUUUCCAUUUUCUCUCGGCCAAGUUCCCCAGGAAAAUCCAUAAGAGAAUCCUUAGAAGUUCCUCCUCUUUCCAGGUUAACUUCUUCAAAAGGAAGCACAGAACGUCUUCAAUUGUCUGGCUUACAUUCUCCAAUAGAAUUUGCAAAAAAUGAUAGUGCUCGACCAGGCAGCCCCAGUUCACCAAGAGAAUCAGCACAACCCUCUCCUACUGCCAGCCCUAGAUUAUUAAAUAAGACUCUUACAUAUCCUUAUUUCUCUGGACCAAGCACAUCCAAAUAUUCCAUGGAAGAUCUUGAUUUUUCUGUGCCAAGUUCGCAUAAAGAAACACUACAGACUAAUUUACCAAGGGAAUCCUUUGAAUUUCUUACUAUCCCCCAGUCAAGUUCAAUAAGGCAAUCCACAGCAGGUCCUUCUCUUUACACUUCCAGUUCUUCAAGAAUAUCUUCACAAGUUCUUUCUUCUUCUGGCCGAAAGUCACCAAAAGAACACAUACAGAGUUUUGAGAGUGCUCAUUCUUCCAGUCCAAGCUCACCAAAGGGAUCUAGACAACCUUCUCCCAUUGGCAGUCCUAGUUUGCUGAAAAAGCCCAUGCCAAAUCUUUUCUCUGGACCAAGUGUUCUAAAACAGCCAUUAGAUGUUCCCUCUUCUUCUAUGUCAAGUUCACGGAGAGAGUCAAUAAUACAUGGUCCUCCUUUCUCUUUCCCAAAUUCCCUGAGAGAGUCCUUUGAAUUUCCCAUUAUUCCUGGGGCAAGUUCAACAAGAGAAUCUUUAGAAGUUCCACUCCUUUCCAUUUCAAGUCCAUCGAGAAGAUCUAAAGACUUUCUUUCUUCCUUUGAUUUAAGGUCUCCAGCAGAAUAUUCAGAGAGUAAGUUUAUCCAUUCUUCCCGCCCAAGUUCACCAAGAGGUUCUGGACAACCAUCUCCUGCCACCAGUCCUAGAUUACUCAAAAAAUCUGUGGCAUUUUCUCCUUUCCCAGGACCAGUUGUUCCACACCAAUCCACAGAAGUUUCUCCUUUUGUCUUACAUUCACAAAAAGAAUCCUUUGAUUUUCCCUUUUUUUCCGGACCAUUUUCAACAAGGGAAUCUAUAAAUGUUCCCACUCUUUUUGUUUCAAAUGUAUCUGAAGGAGUAACAGAAGUUCUUCCUACAUCUAACAUAAAGUCAUCAAUGGAAUAUGAAGAAAAUGAAAUUGCCUGUUAUACCAUCCCAAGUUCACUAAAAGGAUCUACAGAACCUCCUACCUCUGCCAGUUGUAGAUUACUUAAUAAAUCAUUAUUAUUUCCUCCUUUUUUAGAACCAGGUAUAUCAAAACAGCCCAUGGAAGGUCUUGCUUCCUCUACAACAAAUUCACAGAAGGAAUCUACACAAGACCCUGCUUUAUCUGACCCCAAUUCACUGAGAGAAUCUAUAGAUGUUCUCCCUGUUUCCACCUUUAGUUCAUCAAGAGGAGCUACAGAAGUUCUACCUUCCUCUGGUAUAAAGUUACCAAUAGAAUUUGAAGGACUUGAGACUGUCUGUUCAUCCUGCCCAAGUUUCCCAAGAGAAUCUGCACAACCUUCCCCUACAAUCAGUCCUAGAUUAGCAAGUAAAUCAUUACCACUUCCUCCUUUUUCAGGAACAGAUAUGCCAAAACAAUCCAAGGAAGUUUCUCCUUCCAUCUCAAGUUCAAGGCGAGAAUCUAUACAAGAACCUGGUUUUUUUGGCUCAAACUCACUAGGAGAAUCCUUUAAUUUUCUAAUUAUUCCUGGACCAAGUUCAGUAAGAGAAUCAUUAGAUAUUCCUCCUCUUUCAAUUUCAACUUCCUUAAAAGGCUCUACAGACAGUCAGUCUUCUUCUGGCCUAAGGUCACCAAUAGAAUAUUCAGAGAGAGAGAGAGCCCAUUCCGGAAGGCCAAAUUCACCAAAAGAGCCUAUUCAAGCUUCCCCUACAACCAGCCCAAAUUUAGUGAGUAGAUCAAUGCAAUAUCCUUCUUUAUCAGGGCCAAAUCCACUAAGAGAAGUUCCACAGGUUUCUCUUACCUCUAGUCUCACAUUAUUAAGUGAAACCAUGCAACUUCCUUCUUUCUCUGGACCAAGUGUGUCAAAAGAAUCCACAGAAGUACCAGCUUCUAUGUCAAGUCCAGGAAGCGAAUCAAUACAAGGUUCUGUUUUCUCUAUCCCAAAUUCACUGAGAGAAUCCUUUGAAUUUCCCAUUUUCUCUGGACUAAGAUCAGUAAGAGAAUCUUUGGAAGUUCCUCCUCUUUCUACUACAGGUUCAUUGAGAGAAUCUACACAUAUUUCUCCUGCUUUCUUGAGAUCUCCAACAGAACAUUCAGAAAGUGAAAAUGCCCAUUCUGUCUACCCAAGUUCACCAAGAGAAUCUAUACAACCUUCCCCUGCCUCCAGCCCUGGAUUAUUGAGUAAAACCUUUCAAUUGUCUUCUUUCCAAGGAUCAAGUGUGUCAGAAUCCAUGAAAACACUUGCUUCUUCCAUGUCCAGUUCACAGAAAGAAUCAAGACAGGGUCCUGAUUUUUUUGUCCCAACUUCAAUGGGAGAAUCCCUUGAUAUCCCCAUUUUCUCUGAGUCAAGUUCAAUAAGAGAAUCCUUAGAAGUUCCCCCUUGUUCCUCUUCAGGAUCUUCAAAAGACUCUAAACAUGUUCUUCCUUCCUUGGGCUUAAGGUCACCAAUAGAAUAUGCAGAUAGUCAAAGUGCUCUUCCUGCCAGUCCAAGAUCACCAAGAGAAUCCAAAAAGUCAUCUCCUCCCUUCAGUCCAAAGGCAAUUAGUACAGACACACAAGUUCUUUCUUUUUCAGAUGCAAAUGUGACAAAAGAAUCUACAGAAUUUCCUGAUGUCUCCGUUUCAAGUUCACAGAAAGAAUCUAUACAAGAGCCAGUUUUCUUUGACUCAAACUCCCCGAGAGAAUCCUUUGAUUUUCCCAUUUUCUCUGGGGAAAAUUUAAUAAGACAGUCUUUAGAAGUUCCCUUUUUUUCUUCUUUAGGUUCUUUGAGAGGAUCUAUAGAAGUACUUCCUCCAUCUGGCUUAAGGUCCCCAGUAGAAUAUAUAGAACAUGAGAGUGCCUAUUUUCCUAGGCCAAGUUCACCAAGAGAAUCUGGACAAUCUGACUACCUUUCCAGAUCAAAUUUAGUGAGCAGAUCUAUGCAAUUUCCUUCCUUAGACUCAAGCAUAUCAGAACAAUCCAUGGAAGUUCUUGCUUCCUCGAUGUUAAGUUCACAUAGAGAAUUCAUAGAAGACUCAGCUUCAUCAGCCUCAAAAUCACUGAGGGAAGCCUUUGAAUUUCCCCUUUUCUCAGGCUCAGGUAUAAGAAGAGAAAUUUUAGAAGUUCCUCCUCCUUUUUCAACAAAAGAAUCUUUACAAAUUAUUCCAAUUUCUGAAUUGACAUCAGUGAAAGAACCUGAAGAGAGUGAAAUUUCUGCUGCAGUCAGCCAACAUUCAGUUAGUGAUUUCACGGAAGCUCUAGCCCCUGUGGACCUAAGAUCCAGGAGAGAAUUCACUCACAUUUAUCCUCCCUUGAUUCCUAGUCAUCCACAAGAAUUCCCUGAAGGUCUCCCUCUCCCUAGUAUAGAUCCACAGAGAGAAUUUAUUCAAGCUCCUUCUUUUUCCAGCCAAAGUUCACUGAGAGAGUAUAUGGAUGUUCCUCCAGCCAAUAUCUCCCAGAGACAAUCCAUUCAAAUGUCUGCUUCUUCCCAGACAGAAUUUAUUCAAAUUCUUGAUUUUUCAAACUCAAGUUCACAAAGAGAAUCAAUAGCCCUCCCAACCUCCAGAAUCAGCGCCCAGAGACAAUCCAUUCAAGUUUGUGCUUUUUCCAUCCCAAGUCCACAGAGUGAGUCCAUUGGUCACCCUUCAUCCAGCAUCAGUUCCCAAAGAGAAGCUGUUGAAGUUUCUGCUUCAUUCAGUCCAAGUUCAGAUAAAGAAGUGAUGGAUAUGGCUUGCUCUAGUAUCCGCUCUCAGAGAAAAUUCACUACAAUUUCUGAUCCUUUCAUCCAAAAUUCACAAAGAGAGUCCACUGGUCAGCCUCCAUCCAGUAUCAUAUCCCAUAAAGAAUCCAUUUCAGUAUCUGCUUUUUAUAAACCAAGUUCAGAGAAAAUUGUGAUGAAUCUUUCUCACUCUAGUAUCAGCUCCCAGAGAAAAUCUAUUAAAAUUUCUGAUUCAUCCAUCUCAAAUUCACUAAGAGAAUCCAGGGGUCUCCCUCCCACUAGCAUCAGCUACCAGAGAGAACCAGUUCAAGUUUCUGAUGUGUCCAGCCCAAAUUCACAGAGAGAGACCAUGGAUCUCCCCUCCUCCAGCAUCAUAUCCCAGAGAGAAUUGAUUCAAGAUCUUGUUUCUAAUACCCCAACUUUGCUGAGGGGUUCUCUAGUAUUCCUUCCUCCUAAUAUCAGAUCCCAGACAGAAUCAAUUGAACUUCCUGAUUCUUCCACUCAGAAUUCACAGAGACAAUCCAUGGGUCUCAUAUCCUCCAACAUCAACUUCCAAAGAGAUUCCAUUCAAAUUCCUGAUUCUUCCAACCCAAAUUUACAGGGAGAGUCACUGGAUAUACCUCCCUCCAGCAUCAGCUUGCCAAGAAAACUGAUUCAUGAGUUUUCCCCAAGAACUCCAAGUUCACUAAGAGAGCUUCCAGGUCUCCCCCCUCCCUCUAGCAUAAUCUCUCAGAGAGAUUUCAUUCAAAUUCCACUCCUUUAUAGCCCAUGUUCACUGAAAGAUGGUAUGGAUGACCAAUCUCUAAGUAUCCAUUCCCAAAAAGAGCCCAUUCAAGAUUCUUCAGGUUCAAGUUCUCAGAGAGAGUCAGUGGGUUUCUCUACCUUUAGCAUCAGCUCCCAGAGAGAAUCGAUUCAAAUCACUGAUUCUACUCGCCCAAAUUUACAGAAAGAGUCCAUGGGACUCCUUCCCUCCAGCAUCAUCUCUCAGAAGCAAUCCAUUCAGGUUCCUGUUUCUUAUAUCUCAAGUGCACAUAGAGAAUCCAUGGGUCAACAUCCCUCCAGCAUCAGCUCACAAAGGGAAUCUAUUCAAGAUAUUGAUUCUUACAGCCCAACUUCAAAAAGAGAUUUCAUCUAUCUCCCUCCUUCCAAAAUCAGCUCUCAGAAGCAAUCCAUUCAAGUUCCUGUUUCUUACAACUCAAGUUCAGAGAGAGAAUCCAUGGAUUUCUCUUUCUCCAAAAUGGACUCACAGAGGGGAUCUAUUCAAACUCUGGUUCCUUUCAACCCACAUACACAGAGAGAAUCUGUGGGUCAACUUCCCUCUACCACCAGCUCCCAGAGAGAGUACGUUCAGUUUAAUGAUUAUUCUAACCUAAGUUCAGAGAGAGGAUCCAUGCAUCUCCCUCCCUCCAGUAUCACCUCUCAGAGAGAAUCUAUUCAGAUUGCUGAUUCUUCUAGCACAAGUUCACAGAAAGAGCCCGUGGAACUCCCUUCCUCCAGGAGCAGCAUCCAGAAGGAAUCUAUUCAGAUUCCUGAUGCUUCUAACCCAAAUUCACAAGCAGAGAUAAUAGAAGUUCUUCCAUUCACUAGCCCAAUCUCUCAAAGAGAAACCAUAGAAGUUUCUACUUCUCUUGUUCUUAAUCCAUCAGAGGAAUUCAUGAGCAGCCCUCUUUCCCCAGGCCAAAGUUCACCAAAAGAUUUCUUAGAUGUUCUUCCUUUAGCUAGCCCAGCUUCAUCGGAAUUUGUCAACACUCCUUUUUCCUCUGGUCAAAGUUCUCUGAAAAGUCUUCCUUUGUCAGUCCCAGUUGCAUCAGAAGAAAUCAUUAAUGUUUCUGCUUCCCUUUCUCCAAAUACAACAGAGAAUUUAAUAGAAAUUCCUCCUUUUCUAAAUGUUUUGCCAAGUGAAUCCAUACAGGAUUCUCUUUCCUCUGAGUCCAGUUCUCUAGGAGAAUCAGCGCAAGUUUCUGCUUUAUCUAGUGAAUACUCACUGAAAAAAUUCUUUAAAAUUCUCCCUUUCCCUGAAUCAGGUUCAGCAAAAGAAUUUAUCCACCCCUCUGGUCCAACUUCACGUUUAUCAGAAGAUGAUGGAAGUAAAUCCCUUAACCCUCAAGCCCCCUCUUCCUCCUCAUAUCAUAGAGAACCUAUGCAAGUGCCCUUUUCUCCCUGUUCAAGUUCAAUAGAUGGAUGUAUAAAAUCAUCUAAAACACCCACGAAAGAAAAACUGGUCAAGUCUGAAACAUCUUCCAAAGAGGAAACAGAACUCAUGCAGGUCCCAUAA